This is a messenger RNA of Dujonia railenensis, 624 nucleotides long. The record is from the annotation of a GenBank genome assembly. Lineage: Eukaryota; Fungi; Ascomycota; Pichiomycetes; Serinales; Debaryomycetaceae.
AUGGACGAUCCUAUUAACGCUAACCCAACUAUCAUCGAUGUCUCUGAGUUACCCACCAGACUCGAAAACGAGAACAAAAAGGGAACUGGUGAGCAGCUAGUUGCACAGAUUGUAUCACUCUCGUUGCUCCCAAAAUCUGCUAAGGUAUCAGCUAGUUCUACAUCCAGCCAAGUACCAGACUUGGUGUCCGAUUCAGGAUCUGAGGAUGACGAAGAAGAUGAAGAAGAGGACCCUGUCGACGCACAAGAGAUAUUUGAUCUUAUUUCUUCGAUAUCUGACCCAGAACAUCCAUUGACCUUGGCCCAGUUGGCUGUGGUGAACUUGGCUGAUAUAUACGUUCCAGACCAUCAGGCUGAUAAAAGCAAAAUCUGUGAAAUAGUGAUUAAAAUCACUCCUACCAUCACUCAUUGCUCCUUGGCGACACUCAUCGGACUUGGAAUAAGAGUAAGGUUGGAGAGAUGUCUCCCUCCAAGAUUCAGAAUCAAGAUCUUGAUUAAGGAAGGAACUCAUCAGUCAGAGAACCAGGUCAAUAAGCAGCUUAAUGACAAGGAAAGAGUAGCAGCAGCAUGUGAGAAUGAUCAGCUAUUGACAGUUAUACUGCAAAUGCUUAGCUCAUGCAAGUAG